Messenger RNA from Acanthamoeba castellanii str. Neff, 357 nucleotides. RefSeq lists its product as uncharacterized. The transcript is spliced from 3 exons. Bases 1 to 357 code for a protein of 118 amino acids. Lineage: Eukaryota; Discosea; Longamoebia; Acanthamoebidae. The record is from RefSeq and is a predicted model, not a curated record.
AUGGGCGCGCUGGGCGGAGACGUGUGUGCACGAGUCGUGGAGUCGAUGUGGCGAUGGUCCCUCGUCGACGAUCGCACGCUGCCGGUGGUGGUCAGCUUGUCGGCCCACUUCGGGGCCGACUGGCACGGCCACCUGUCCCUCACGGACUGCCCGCACGUCUCCAAGCAGGUGCUGGACCGGACGGCCCGCCUGUGGCGCAACAUCGCCACUAUCGAUGCCUCCGACACCAGGCGCCUCGACCUCUCCGGCAACAGCCUCCUGGGCGACGUGCUCUUCCCCGUGCUUGUCGAAAGCUGUCCACAGCUUGAGGCACGUCAACAACUCCUCCCCAUCCCGCGUCAUGUUGUAGUCGACUGA